Molecule: messenger RNA, 1776 nt
Organism: Eruca vesicaria subsp. sativa (arugula)
Lineage: Eukaryota; Viridiplantae; Streptophyta; Magnoliopsida; Brassicales; Brassicaceae
Source: the annotation of a GenBank genome assembly
AUGCUGAGCGUGAGCAGAAAUUGCAGGCUUGAUGAGAGGAAGAGGAUGAAGGAAUUAGUUCUGGAAAGAAACUUACUGUACCCUGAUCAGUUUGAGCUAAGCCUUUCAGCACAUGUUACGGUUUUGAAGAAUAAGAAACCUACUUCAAGUGUUGAGGCUGAUAUAACAGGUGGAUCAACAUUAAAUUCUCAGGCUGUUCUGAGGUCAACUGUAACUUCUAAAAGUUACGUAUUUAAAACAGCGAGUUCACUUCGGUUAGAUGCCUAUUCUAAUGACGAUAUUGAUAACCUUGCAAUCAAUGAAAUCUUUGAGGUAGAAGCAAGAGCUGCUGGUUGUACGACAACUGCAGAAGCUAAUAGAUUUAUAGAAAAGAAGAGAAAGAAGGAAGCUGAAGAAAAUUUUCUGCGACUAAACCACUGUGGACAAAGCAGUGUAGCUGGUAAAGCACUAAAGAGUCCUAGAGAGUUACAAAGAAAUUUACAGCCCUUUGGUUCUGACUCGCUGUCAAAGGCCACGCUUCCAAUAAUACGUAGCUCCUUGGAAAAUCGGGACGUCAGUGGUCUCCUUGGAGCUGACUUACUCUCUGAAGCCGAAAAGAAGAUGUGCAAAGAGAUGAGAAUACUGCCUGCACAUUAUUUCAAAAUACUGGAAAUCUUAACAAGCAAGAUAAAGAAAGAGAAGAUAAAGAAAAAUUCUGGUGUUUAUAGCUUCUUCAGAGCAGAACCGAGUAAAGUAGACUAAUUAUAUGAUCUGCUGAAACAUAAAAUAUUCCAGAGCUCAAUCUCCAUUAUCGACCAAUUAGCUAUCAUGAUGAACUCAGCAGACCCUCAUCAUCAGAAGCCAAGGAGCAGCACGGAGUCAUCAUCUAGCUUUCGAGUCUGUUGAGACGGAUGUUGAUCAGUUGCAAUUGAUGUCUUAAGAUCAUAUCCUCUGGAUUCUUGAUCAUUCCUUACGGCAAAUUCAUCACUGUCAAAGCCGUUUUUAACAAUUUCGCUGCAAAACUUCACUAUAAUAGAUAGUUGUGUAUAUAAGAAAGAAGUGCUGCAUAUCAAGCUAUGAAGAGAUACAACAAUGUACAGUUAGUGGAAGAGACUGUAGCUCACCGCCAAGCCCGUGUUUUGGAGCGUGUACGGAUUUGCAAUCAGAAUGGUGCUGACAGCUUUAUUGAUGAUAAAUAGAAUAAUUAUAUGCUGAGAAGACUUAUGAGUGGUUGCGUCAAAAAAAUGUAUAGUGAACAAGACAGAAAUCAGAGUAACUUGACGCAGCGGCAAUUCUGAUGGACUUCCAGAGGCACAAAUAAUGAGAAGCUGAUGCCGCCGUUAUUUCCCGCGUCCGUUUUAUCCUCCGUUUGUUACCGCUGCGACUGCAAAAUCAGUUAGUUUAGCUUCACCUGUGCCGUGUGUUGUAGUCCUCAAAGCUUAAAUUUUUUUGACGCUGCCGCUGCUUUCCGCGGUGAUGAAACGAACAGGGGUAUUGUAGAAUGAUGGAUCAGAUUGAAGCUUUUAGCGAGAGGGAGAGAUGGAAAAUAUUUUAUUGCUGAUGGGAACUUUGUCGAAUAUGUUAGCGACAAGGAAGUCAAGGUACAUCAAAUAUUGGUUUAACGUUUUAGGAUUAUAAGCAAGAUCAAACAUUGAUUUACAGUUAAGGAACGUAUACAAUAAUUAUAAGGUCGUUUACAUUGCUAUCAAUUGGUCGCUUGCAAUAUUGUUGUGAGUCAAAAAUGCAUAUGCAAGGCCAAGAUAUGAAUAAAAAAGGAUAUGCAGAGAGUAUUACAAA